This is a messenger RNA of Linum tenue, 1608 nucleotides long. NCBI's taxonomy places the organism in Eukaryota, Viridiplantae, Streptophyta, Magnoliopsida, Malpighiales, Linaceae. The record is from the annotation of a GenBank genome assembly.
AUGGAGGAAGAUGAUCAGCACCGUCAUCAUCCUCAAUCGAAACAUGUGUGCAAAUUCUGCCGCAAGAGCUUCCCUUGUGGGAGAUCUCUGGGUGGUCACAUGAGGUCUCAUAUGAUUAACGAUGUCUCCGCUCAAACUGAUGGCACUCUCAUCACCAGAAAGAAGCUUCCUUCCCUUCCUACUGCCAUUGGCAAUGAUGGAAUGAUGGUGAAUGCAGAACAAGUUGGUGACAAGCCGUGCAAAGAGUGUGGGAAAAGUUACCAGUCAUGGAAGGCCUUGUUUGACCACAUCAAGCUCCAUCAUCACCGCCACCACCAUUCCUCCAACAAACAAGCAGAAGAGCAGGAGGAUGGUAUUGAUCAAGAGGAUUCGGAUUCCGAUUCCGAUUCGGAUUCUUGGGACAAUAGUGCUAAUAACAACAUGAUGAUGCUGAACCAGAAGCUGGUGAAGGACAGCCAAUCUGACAACGAGACGACCCUGAAUAGAAAGAAGAGAUCUAAGAGGAGAUCGACCAGGCAAUUGGGGAUCGUUGCUGCUGCGAAUUCUUCCUCUUUUUCUGCAGUUUCAGGGGUGGAGCAAGAACAAGAAGAAGUUGCUUUAUGCCUCAUGUUGCUUUCCAGAGAUGUUCGCCAAACUGCUGCUGCCGCCGAAUCUUCAGACAACAAUUCGCUCUUCUCGGAAUCUGCGAACAAGUUCAGCUCUCUCUGUAAUGUCAAUGGGACUCAUGAAUCAACAGCCCCUGCCCCACCAGCCAAGCUCAAAGGUAUUGUGGUUAUGAAAUCAGAAUUGUCUGCUUCCCUGCCUCCAACUGAAUCACCAGCUAACGGCGGGAAGAGGAAGAAGAGGCAGCAAGAUUUGCUAAAGGAAGAUAUUGGUUGGGACCCAGAAGUAGUUAUCAACAGCAAGUUUGAGUGCCAUACUUGCAAUAAGGCUUUCCACUCAUACCAAGCAUUGGGAGGCCACAGAGCAAGCCACAAGAAGAUCAAAGGCUGUUUUGCUUCCAUUGUUGACAUCCCCACCACCGAUGAGACAACCAUCGUCACUGAUAAGGAAUUGUUAUCCACUGAUCAAUCUCCCACCAUUAACAAGCAACCUCAUCAACUACUACCGGUUGUUUCUUCUCCAGAUCCUCCACCUGGAACAACUAAGCUCGUUGCCACGAAAUCGAUCAAGCACGAGCUCCUUGCCACUAAAAUCUCGCCCAGUCCUACUCCGAAUGUAGCGAGUGGAUCAGGAAGGAAGAAGGGAAGUAACAACAACAGCCAUGGACGCACGAUACAUGAGUGCCCCAUUUGUCUGAAAGUGUUUUCAUCAGGACAGGCCCUUGGUGGCCAUAAGAGGUCUCAUUUGGUUGGUAGCAGUGAGGGUAAAGCAGCCAAUAAUGUUCCAAUGGCUACACUAACAGAAACUGCAGAUGGUGCUGGUAAGAUUCCGACGAUGAAGGAUUUCUUGGAUCUCAAUCUUCCUGCUCCAGUAGAGGAAGAGAGUGAGAACAACAAAAGUAACAGUAACAUUAAUGAUGUGGUGGGAUUCAAUCCAUGGUGGAGCGGUGGAACUAGUCACCAGCAUGAGCAGCAGCCACUUGUGGGUUUGAUCUCUAACUUGUGA